GGCAUGGGGAACGGGGGGUCGAGCUCGGACGGCACGCGCGCACGUUUUCAAGCGAGCCGUGAUCUGUCUGUCUGUGGCGGGCCGCGGUCCGCUGCUCGAGGGAAUGUGGGAAGAGGGUUUCGUUCGUUCGACGACGGGGUGGAAUGGGUGGGUAGUAGCGGGGGAGUGGGCGCGUGAGUGGUCCCAGGUAGGGAUGUACAUUUGUAUGUACUCGUGGUGCUGUGGACGCCCGGGGGAGCGAGGGUUUGAUCGCCGGACCGGCAUGCACAAGGGCAAAAUAUGCUCUGCGGGUUGCCGGUUUGGGGAACCGGUUGGGGAACGGGAAAGGAUUCGGGGCUGGGAUUGUUUCUGCGUGUUCUGUCUGCGUGUCUGCUUGCCUGCCCACCGCCUGUCUGUAAUGCAUGAGCCUCUUGCUGGCAGGGGAAAAUGCCGGCUCCGAGCUCGAUCACGAUCGGGUCUCCCCUCCUUAUGCUGCUGCUCGGGAAGUCGAUUGUCGAUUGGUCCGGGAGUUGGACGGAGAGGAGGAGAGGAGGCCGAAACUCCACGGGCAAGACAGGAUAGGAUCUACGACGAUGCGCAAACAAAACGAAGUAUUGCUAUAUAUCGAGCCAAUAUGACUCCGAGCCUGCAACUGAACAGCAGGGAGAGAAACUCGGACGGUUUGGGGCUGGACAAAAAGAAAGCGUUGGACGAUCGAGUCGGAGGUUACGCAUGCAAUGUGGUGCCAGAAAUGUUUCGGGUUGGCUGGCCAGGAUUCCUCCCAGGGCGCCUCGAGACGAAGGAAGCUGAUGCCGGUCUGCCAUCUGCCGCUCACCAAACACCAACUCUUCGCGCCCCCCGGCACCCCCAAGAACCCCGCCGAGGUCUGUAUAAAGUUACCGUGGUGUGUGGGACAGCGAUGCAUGCAGCAAGGGGCCUCGAGAAUGCAACAUAUAUAAGAACAGGAAAAGCUCCCGAAACGAUUGGGCCAGUUUGUCCGUGUGGGAGGGGAUUCCCUCCAUCGAACGCCCAUAGCAUGCGAUUGAAUCCAUAUCCGGGUGUGACGAACCACACUGGCGAUGCCCGUGACUGGGUAUAGGUCGACUAUAGGGUGGCAGCCUCUUGUGUCUUGAAUCGGCCGACAAACCGAAUACCGGUGUGGGUGCCAGGGGACGGCUCACCGGUCGGCUAGGGUGUCAAUGUGUCAUGGCCUUUCUGACUCGGCAGUUCCCCUGCUAGAUUCGCAUGGUCGAUGUGAUGGAGGUGCAUGAUUGGU
Messenger RNA from Chaetomium fimeti, 1255 nucleotides. RefSeq lists its product as uncharacterized. The record is from RefSeq and is a predicted model, not a curated record. The coding region runs from base 104 to 1078 and encodes 324 amino acids. Lineage: Eukaryota; Fungi; Ascomycota; Sordariomycetes; Sordariales; Chaetomiaceae. The transcript has 3 exons.